AUGCAGCAAGAUAAAUGUUCUCCAUUUUAUUCAAUUCCUCGAUUUGGAGAAAAUGAACCUGAAAAACCAAAAGCAGAUCUUCUUGAACAGGAAAAAAAUAAUGCAUAUAUCAAAUCGGUUUAUGACGCAACAAUGGCAGUUUUUGAGAGCGAUAAGAGUCCGAAGAGAAUUUUGGAGAAGAAGGAAUAUUCGACGGUGUUUCCAAAAUUAUUGAUAACAAAAACUGGGUGAGGUUUGGAGAUUUCUCAAAAAAAAAUUUUAAAAAAUAUUUUUAGAUAUCAAGUUGUUGAAAUUUUGAACUGUUUUGAUCCAAAUGGUUAUUUACCAGCGAUGGCUCGUGUUGAAAGCGUCGAGACAGAUAAAUUGUAUUUUGCAAAGGUUCAGAUGCGAAAACCGAUUGAGAAAGUUUCUGGAACAGAUCAUAAUAUCUUACUUGUGAGUUUUGUAGAUUCUGGAUGAUCUACAGUAUCUGAAACUUAUCUACAGUACCAGAAGCUUCUCUACAGUUUCUUGAUCUACAAAACCCAUCCACAGUACCUGGAAUAUUGAUUUUUCAGCGAGAACUCUAUGUAUUAGGAAAUUGGAUAGAUAAACCAAAAGAAGAAACAAAAUACCUGACAAAAUUAGCUGAUUGUGGUUUUGAUGAUAAUUUCCGAUUCAUUUUAAUAGAAGAUGCUUUCACUAAUUUGAAAAUUCUCCAAAAUUCAAGGAAUAAAAUGCCGUGGGUUUUUGCCAAUUUGUUAGAAAAAUUAUCCUAAAUUCCAAUUUUCCAGAAGAAAUUUUGUAUUUCUACUAACUUAUCACUCAUUUCAAGCAGUCAAACAACUUCAUCAAGCUCAUUUUAUGCAUUGUGAUCUACAUCCAGCUUGUUUCACAAUUUCGCCGCCAUUUUCAUUGAAAAUCAAGAAUUUUUAUCGGGCAAGUUUUACGACGAGCACAAGGUUGGCUGAGAUUUUUGUGAAAUCUUAAAAUUUGAAGAAAAAUUCCAGAAAUUUGGUGAUCAAAAAGCUUCGAACAACUGCAUUUUCUUCUCGAAAAGCGUAUAAAAUUGGAGAAAAAUUGGAAUUACUUGAUGAUUAUGAGAAUUGGUUUCAUGUGGUAAGCUUGAUCUCCUUUUUUGAAAACCAUUUUUCUUCUUUAUCCCCAACAUUUUCCCGUCAUACCAAAAAUGGGAUAUGGCCGAGAGGCUUGCACUUUUGCCUGCAAUGCAUGACACCAGGGUUCGAAUCCUCCUCCCCGCGAAACUUUUUUUUUCUUAUUUUUUCCCUAAAAUUUUCAGAUAAUGCAUGCAACUUGUAAAAAUGGAUUACCCUGGAAAGAAGAGACUGCUGAUUUGCAAGCGAAGGAAAAAUUCUAUGAACUUCUAGAUGCUGAUUGGUUCGGUUCAGCGGAUAUGUUAUGUCUGAUCCCACACCUUCUGAAGAAAUAUAGAUCAGUGAGAAAAUUUGAAAGUGCAGUUGAUGAACUCUUUUCAAUCAAUGUUAAAAUGUUUGACAAAAAUGAAGCACCGGAUUGGGGUUUCUUUGUACCGGUAAGAAUUUGGAUUUGAAAAAAAUAUAAUAAAUCGAAAAUAUAAAAUUAUAGGAGGAGAAACCGAAAAAAUCCACGAGAAAGAAAAAAAUUGGUGACAGAGGAAGGAACAAUGGAAAAAACCAACAUCGAAGCGGAGAAGCAGGGAAAACGAAAACCGAAGAGACCGAUGUGAAAAUCUAUGGUUUGGCCUCUGAUUAG
Molecule: messenger RNA, 1731 nt
Organism: Caenorhabditis angaria
Lineage: Eukaryota; Metazoa; Nematoda; Chromadorea; Rhabditida; Rhabditidae
Source: the annotation of a GenBank genome assembly